Messenger RNA from Lacerta agilis (Sand lizard), 2700 nucleotides. It is a transcript of the gene TRMT1, whose product is annotated as tRNA methyltransferase 1. Gene Ontology annotation, cellular component: nucleus. The transcript is spliced from 17 exons. Gene Ontology annotation, molecular function: RNA binding; metal ion binding. The record is from RefSeq and is a predicted model, not a curated record. Lineage: Eukaryota; Metazoa; Chordata; Lepidosauria; Squamata; Lacertidae. Bases 560 to 2569 code for a protein of 669 amino acids. Gene Ontology annotation, biological process: tRNA N2-guanine methylation.
ACGGUGAGCCAGCACUGCUCUAGAAGCCACAGAAUUAGCCUUAUGCCAGCAGUACAUCACAGCAUUUUAACUUAGGGGCAUAGGAAGCUGCCUUAUAUUGAGUCAGAGCCUUAGUUCAUCUAGUACAUAGUUGUCUAUACUGACUGGCAGUAGCUCUCCAGGAUUUCAGGCAGGGUCCUCACCCAGCAGUACCUGGAGAUGCUGGGGAUUGAAUUUGGGACCUUUUGUAUGCAAAACAUAUGCUUUACCACUGAGCUAUGGCUGUCCACUUGCAGAUUAGAGUAUAAGUGAGAUGAAGAAGGAGAAGGCAAGCUUGGGAAGCAGUUUGCAUGCUUUUUCCUGCUACCUCUGCAUGUCUUGUUUCCUCCUGCCAGCUGGAUUGCCAGUGUAACUAGCUGGCUGGCUCAGAUAUUUCGCCAGGAGAGCAUGGGGGCAGGUGGAGGUCAAAUGGAGAGACCCAUCCAUCCUUCACCAGCCCACUCACCUGCAUGGAAUUCUCUGCAUAGAAUUCCUAAGUGCCUAUUGUUAUCAGAAAAAACUCAGGAAGAAGCCUGUACUAAUGAAAAGCAAGUGUCUCCUGUGGAUUUGGACUCUGGGAGGCACCUUACCUCCUUACAGAAGGGCAGGAACUCUACAGCUUCAAAAGGCCUGGAAUAUUUCACCUUUAAUUGCUCUUCAAGUCAGAAAUAUUUUUGUGAAAACCAUGGAUGGUGAUCAGGCACAAUGUAUGGAAACAGCUGACUCGAAUCUGGAGCAAAAUGUGGCUCAGUCCCCUAUAGUGAGCACUACUGGUGGCAGUGAGGCAGUAAAGAAUGGAGGAACCCUGGUCACUGAAGGGAAGGGGAAAAUAUUUUUUCCAAGUGCCAAUGAAGUGUUCUACAACCCUGUUCAGGAGUUUAACAGAGACCUUACGUGUGCAGUCCUUACGGAAUUUGUACGGCUGCAGCUUUCAUCAAAAGGGAUUUCAAUUGCAGUCCCUGGAGAGGAGAAUGUCUCAAAAAUGAUUGUGGAUCUCUCGAAAGGGGAAAAGGAUGAUGACCUGGAGCAGACACCUGGUGGUGAUGACCAGCAAGAUAAUGAGGAGCAUGAAGCUGUGAAAGUGGGGGAAGUAUGCCAGGAGGGAGUCCGAGUGCUGGAGGCCUUGGCUGCUUCUGGAUUACGCUCCAUCCGGUUUGCAAAGGAGGUUCCUGGCCUUCAGAGAGUGGUGGCUAAUGACUUAUCUGCCAAGGCUGUUGAGCUAAUAACCAAAAACAUCCAGCUCAAUGAUGUUGGACACCUGGUGACUCCAAGCUUGUCAGAUGCCCGGAUGCUGAUGUACCAGAGCAAGGCAGACAGAGACCUCUUUGAUGUCAUUGAUCUGGACCCGUAUGGCAGCCCUUCAAUGUUUCUGGAUGCUGCGGUUCAGAGCGUGAGUGACGGAGGCCUGCUGUGUGUCACAUGCACCGACAUGGCUGUAAUGGCUGGGAACUCCGGGGAGACCUGCUACAGCAAAUAUGGGGCCAUGUCUAUCAAGGGCAAGUUCUGCCAUGAGAUGGCCCUGCGGAUUAUCCUGCACAGCAUUGAUCUGCGGGCCAACUGCUACCAGCGCUACAUUGUCCCACUCCUGUCGGUCAGUGCAGAUUUCUACAUUCGCGUUUUCGUCCGGGUCUUUACUGGGCAAGCCAAGGUUAAAGCUUCUGCCAGCAAACAGGCCUUUGUCUAUAACUGUGUGGGCUGUGGUUCCUUUCAUAUCCAGAGACUUGGCAAAGUGGCUCACAAUGGAAACAACUUCAACUACAAGGCUGCUUGUGGGCCUCCUGUGGGACCAUCCUGUGAGUAUUGUCAGCAGCGCCACCAGCUGGGUGGCCCUCUGUGGGCAGAGCCCCUGCACAAUGCGGAUUUUGUCCAGCGAGUCCUGUCAGCAGUUGGGAGCAACCCAUCACGCUUCCGAACAAGCCAGCGGAUUCAGGGCAUCCUAAGCAUGGUGAUGGAGGAGCUCAGUGAUGUCCCUCUCUACUACACCCUUGACAAUCUCAGCAAAACCGUCCAUUGCAGCAGCCCUUCCCUGCUACAGUUCAGGUCAGCUCUCCUCCAUGCUGGUUACCGGGUGUCGCUGUCCCAUGCCUGCAAAAACGCCAUCAAGACAGAUGCGCCACCAUCUGUGCUUUGGGACAUCAUGCGCUGCUGGGAGAAACUCAAUCCUGUGAAAAGAGAGCGCCUUUCCGAGAGCAGCCCAGCUGCCCACAUCCUUUCUGUAGAACCCAAGCUUCAGGCAUCCUUCACUGUCCGGGCAGAUGCUAAUCCUAGCUCACGAAAGCAAGGCCUCAAACGGUUCCAGCUGAAUCCUGAGCCUUUUUGGGGCCCAAAAGCAAGAGCCAAAGCUGGGGGUGGGAUCUCGUCCUCCUUGCAGGAAAAGAGAAAGCUACAUCAGAACAAGAGGAAAGAAUGUGCAGAACAGAGUGAUGGGGCCCACCUGAAGAACUUUCCCUGCAAACGGUUCCGGCAAGGCAACUGUUCACUGGGGGACAAGUGCUGCUACUCCCAUGAGACAGAAGGAAAGACGGCAGAAAACAACCCAGCACCAUCUUGAUGAGAAACAGUCUUUGGUAUCUGCUCCCUUUUGUUUUAUAUAUCUGUGCUAAAUGGAGAGCCUUUAUUUUCAAAUGACUGUCCAUUUAUGAUGUGCCUGCCAUUAAACAAUGGUGUUAGCUUUUGAUGGUU